AUGCCAGGCGUUGCGUAUCAGCCACGUGGACUGGGAAAAGAGUACGUCGAUCCAUUGGCACAGGUGGAUGCAUGUAGGCGUGACGUGAAAUUGAUGAAGGAAUUGGGUCUUAACGUCAUUAGAGUCUAUGAGGUCGAUAUUGACAAGAAUCAUGAUCAAUGCAUGUCCUUGUUUUCUGAUGCUGGAAUAUACCUAAUCCUCGACUUGGCUACCGUAAAAGCCAGUAUCAAUCGUGAUAACCCACAGUGGACUCUCCUUUUAUUCGACCAAUACAAGCGCACCAUCGAUGUAUUUUCCAGAUAUACCAACACCCUAGCAUUCUUUGCCGGGAACGAAGUUACCAAUAAUAAAUCCAACGCUCAGGCAAGUCCGUUUGUCAAGGCGGCAUUGAGGGACAUAAAGAUGUACAUUAAAGAUAAUGUGAUGAAGAAUGGUGGAAGAUAUGUACCGGUAGGAUACUCAAGUAACGACGACCCAGAUAUAAGGGUUUCGUUGGCAGAGUAUUUCAACUGUGGAAAUGAUGACGAACGAGCCGACUUUUUUGGAAUGAACUUGUAUGAAUGGUGUGGUGAAAGUUCGUUUGAACAAUCCGGUUAUGCAGAACGAACUCGAGAAUUCUCUUCGUACUCAAUUCCCGUAAUACUUUCGGAAUAUGGUUGUAAUCUAGUUGCCCCACGUCCGUUCACCGAGGUCACUGCAAUAUACGGUCCCCAAAUGACUUCUGUAUGGUCCGGCGGAAUCGCUUACGAAUGGUCACAAGAAAUAAAUUCAUACGGUUUGGUUGUGAUCGAUGGUCAGGAUGGAAAUGUUAAGAAAUUACAAGAUUUCUACAAUCUCAAAUACCAACUCGAACAAGCGACUGGAAAUUUUAAUAGAUUUGAGAAAAUAUUGAAUAUGGAUGAAUACCGACCAAUCAACAUUGAGCCUUCAAAGUGUCCGAAUAAUUCGGAUACAUGGAAUGCAAGUAUCAUUCUUCCGCAAACGCCACGACGAGAGGUUUGUGAAUGUAUGGUGUCAACCCUCACCUGUGUCACAUCCUCAAAAAUCCCCAACGAUCGUGAAUUAAUGAACAAACAAUUUAAAAUGGUGUGUGGGUUGGUGGACUGUGCGAAUAUUAGUGCAGACGGCAGGAACGGUAAAUAUGGAAAUUAUAGUUAUUGCGGCCCGGAAGAUAAAUUAUCGUACAUAUUCGAUGCUUAUUACAAAGCACAAAAUGAACAUAAGGAAGCUUGCGAGUUUAAAGGUGCGGCUAAGAUCACUACGCCGACGAAAAGCAGUUUAGAGGAGUGUGCGAACAAGACGAGAAGUGGGGUCGCAUCUUUGGUCGUUGAGAAAGCAGGAGGUAGGAUAAAAAAGGUGCAAGGGCUAUCGAUCCUGGUCUGGUUUAUCUUUUCUGUUUGGGGAUAUUUUUGA
This is a messenger RNA of Acaulospora morrowiae, 1413 nucleotides long. NCBI's taxonomy places the organism in Eukaryota, Fungi, Glomeromycota, Glomeromycetes, Diversisporales, Acaulosporaceae. The record is from the annotation of a GenBank genome assembly.